AUGUCGAAAGUCAGCAUCUUCUUUACUGGAGGAACGGGUUACAUUGGGGGCACCUUUCUGUCACGUCUUAUCGAGCACAAAGACGCAAAGAAUUUCGACAUCACAAUUCUUCUUCGUCCAACCAGAUAUCCCGCUGGAUACGAGGCCUUGGGAUUGAAAACUGUCUCGGGAAGCGACUCCGAUUUCGGGCUUUUGAGGGCACAAGCAGCGGCGGCAGACGUUAUUUUCGCCACUGCAGACUGCGACGACCUUCCUGCCGCCCAGGCAAUUCUACAAGGUGCAAAAGAUCGCUACGAAAAGACAGGGAAAGCCCCCAUCCUCAUCCAUACCUCUGGAACUGGUGAACUCGCUGACAACGCACAAGGCCUGCACGGCACCGAUGUCGUUUAUUCGGACCUCAAUGUUUCUCUCUAUGAAGCCCUUCCCCCAACCCAGCCUCACCGGAAUGUCGACCUCGCUGUUCUCGCUGCGGACAAGGAAGGCUAUGUAAAAUCAUACAUCGUUCUGCCCCCAACUAUCUAUGGACAUGGUCUUCAGCGCCCACUCGUUGACCAAAUCCGUCGACUUGUUGAGGCUAGCAUUGCUAGGAAGCAAGGUGGUGUGUACGGCAAAGGCAAGAAUAUUUGGCCCAAUGUUGAUGUGAACGAAAUGGCCGAUCUGUACUUGAUUAUCUUCGAUCUUGCUGUCUCACCCUCCUCUCCACCUCCUGACUUCCAACAUGGUCGGUUUGGCAUUUACUUUACUGUCAGUGACGAGCACCAGUUAUACGAUCUCUCCAAGGCCGUAGCUGAAGGCCUCGCUUGCCGAGGUAUUGGAUCUCCCGAGCCCACACCUUUCAGCAAGACCGAAGCAGAAGCUUUGCGGCGCGUGGUGGACACCAACUCGCGAGUGGACUUUGAGAAAAGCAGAGGCAAAGCCUUAGGAUGGAAACCGACCAAGGGGACGAAGGAUAUGUUGGCCUUUGUCGAGGUUGAAAUCGACCGACAACUGAAGAAGGAUUAG
This is a messenger RNA of Desarmillaria tabescens, 1002 nucleotides long. RefSeq lists its product as uncharacterized. The record is from RefSeq and is a predicted model, not a curated record. Bases 1 to 1002 code for a protein of 333 amino acids. The transcript is spliced from 7 exons. NCBI's taxonomy places the organism in Eukaryota, Fungi, Basidiomycota, Agaricomycetes, Agaricales, Physalacriaceae.